AUGUCUGUUCCAUUGACUUUAAGUACACCUAUUUUAUAUAUUGUUUCAAACUUAGGUUCAAAGUGUUAUUCGAAUGUCGACAGAAACUACUAUGACCAAAAGAUACUCAUGCGUAUAAACAACACUUUCUCUGCUGGUUUGCCUAUUGUUCAUUCGAAUGCAGAGUUUUCAGCUUUAGUAAACUCAAACACUUUAGCAAACAUAAACUUAACCUUAGUUGACGCAAACUUUGUUCCUGUAAAACUUUUAUGUCCUAUGUAUUUGUCAAUGACGGCAGAAAGUUUCGAAUUGGAAGAUGCAACUGGUGAAAGUAUUGUAUUACAAGAACAACUUCAACAACAAAUAGCUCAAGAACAACAAAUGCAACAAAUGCAACAACAAAGUCAAGAAUAA
Trichomonas vaginalis G3 is the source of this 393-nucleotide messenger RNA. RefSeq lists its product as uncharacterized. The record is from RefSeq and is a predicted model, not a curated record. Bases 1 to 393 code for a protein of 130 amino acids. NCBI's taxonomy places the organism in Eukaryota, Parabasalia, Trichomonadida, Trichomonadidae. The transcript has a single exon.